Messenger RNA from Pantherophis guttatus, 3032 nucleotides. NCBI's taxonomy places the organism in Eukaryota, Metazoa, Chordata, Lepidosauria, Squamata, Colubridae. The record is from RefSeq and is a predicted model, not a curated record.
GGGUCACGUGCGCCGGCCCAUCCUUCCCCAAAUAGCUUUUCGUUUUUGAAGUUUUCCAGAACGGAGGUUUGGAAAGCUAGAGAGGGUUUCCUCAUAGAAAUUGAUGGGGGCGUUUGCUUCAACAUUCAGGGCUUCAACUCUUCUCCCCACCGGGAGACUACUCCCGACGGGGCCGCCGCGCCUGUUUGCCUUCUCUGCAACUCUAUGGUGCGAUUAGAAACCAACGAAAAGGAAAUUCUAGAGCGGCCUGAAUUUCGACAGCACCGAAUUGCAAAGCGGUAGCAGCGGCGGCACCAACGAGGAGGCGGCCGUUGGACGGUCGAGGUGGGGAGAAAUCCUGACCUGUCACUCUCCGGCACGCGGGGCGCAGAAGUAAGAGACCAUGGCAGAACAUGGGGCUCAUCUCACUGCCACCUCCACAUAUGAGGACAGGCCUUCUAUAUUUGAAGUUGUUGCCCAAGACAGUUUGAUGACUGCUGUAAGGCCAGCAUUUCAGCAUGUGAUCAAGGUUUUGGCUGAAUCCAACCCUUCAUAUUAUGGUUUCCUGUGGCGCUGGUUUGACGAAAUCUACACCAUCCUGGAUCUUCUACUCCAGCAGCACUACCUCUUCCGGUGCAGUGCUUCUUUUUCUGAAAACUUCUACGGCUUGAAGAGAGUUGCACUGAAAAGCAAAAGGAAUCAGCAGAGAUCCCUGGCCACUGCUGGACUUCCCCAAAAGCAUCAUUGGAAAUCUCUCUGCUUGUUGGUUCUUGUUCCGUAUCUGAGAACCAAACUGGAAAAGUUGAUCUCCCGCCUCCAGGAAGAGGACGAUUAUUCUAUCCACCCUCCGUCAUCCUGCUGGAAGCGGUUUUACAAGGCCUUCCUGGCUGCCUAUCCCUUUGUGAACAUGGCUUGGGAGGGCUGGUUUCUGGUGCAGCAGCUAUGUUACAUUCUGGGGAAGGCUCGGCACCACUCCCCGCUGCUGAGACUGGCUGGUGUGUAUUUGGCUAGGCUGACAGCAGAAGAUCUGCGGGCUUUGGAAAACAUACAUGUAGCUGCUGGUGACGUCCUGCGGUCAUCAAACAGCAUGAAAGAGCAAAUGCAGUCAGCUGGGAAAAAAAUCUUGGGAGCCCUGGCUUUCUCCCUCUCCACAGGCCUCUCUGUGGGCAUCUUCUUCCUCCAGUUCUUGGAGUGGUGGUAUUCAGCUGAGAAUCAGGAGGCCAUCAAAUCACUGACUGCUAUGCCAGUUCCACCACCACCUGUGCACCUGGACUACGAGACUGAUUCACCUCUUUUGCCAAAGCUCAAGACAAUAUGUCCUCUGUGUCGUAAAAUACGUGCCAACGAUACAGCCCUCUCCACCUCUGGCUUUGUUUUCUGCUAUCGCUGUGUCUACUCUUACGUGAAGCAUCACCAGCGGUGUCCCAUCACUGGCUAUGCCACUGAACUUCAGCACCUUGUCAAAUUGUACACACCUGAAAACUAACAGGUCCAUCCUCCAACCUUUAUAUAAAAACUGGAACGCUACAUUGCAGAAUUGGGUGCUUUUUUCUGCUUAUACUAAGCAUGGUUUUUACUGGCAGAGGAAGUGGCUUUUAAGCGUGUAGCUAUGGGUUAUACUUGCUGUUUGGAGAAUCAACAGAAGUCAACUGUUGUCUUUGGACUGCCUCACCUGAUUUUUCCCUAUAUCUAUUAAGUGAAAACAGAUUAGCUGAGAAAGAUUAUUAGAUAGAAAAUCUGUUUUUCAUCAGUAUGACUUCAGGCACAUUUCUAAGGGUAAAUGUUUCCUAGAAACAAUUGGUCAUUAACUGGCCAGCUCAGGGUUACAGACCAAGUUGUGAGAAGGUUUCAGAAAAAAUAGCUUUAAUAGAAGCAGCCUAGAACUAAGAAGAAAUUUCCUGAUUGAACAAUUAAUCAGUAGAAUAACUUGCUUCCAGAAGUUGUGAAUGCUCCAACACUGGAAGUUUUCAAAAAGACUUUGGAAAACCAUUUGUCUAAAAUGAUACAGGGUUUCCUGCCUGAGCAGGAAAUUGGACUAGAAGACCUCCAAGGUCUCUUCCAACUCUGUUAUUCUAAGUUCAUCAUAAAUUAUACGUUGAUAACUUUCAGUUGAACACUGCUAUAAAUGACCAUGAAAAGACAGAAAAGCUGCUGAGAGGAACCUGAGCGGCUAACAGUCAAACGUUUUCUAGCAGCAGCAAGAUAGUAGUUGUCACCUAUAAAGCAUUCACAGCAAGGGGCUGGAUUAUUUACAAAACCUCAUCUUGCCUCUUUUCUGUCUGUCCCACAGGCCCAACUGGAGAUGCACACUCUGGGUCCUCUCAAUUGAAGAAGUGGGCCGUAGGUCUACUGUGACAUAUAGGAAGCAGGCCUUUUUUGUCAUAGCACCUGCCCCCUGGAACACCAGAUCCCCAAGGUUAUAUUGGCCCUUCAUGCUACUGAUAUUUUGCAAAACACUGGAUAUUCUCCAGAAUAUUGGGACUGGAAAGGAUAGCCUAUGAAAUGAAAUGAGAUUGUAUUGUUCAGGUUUUAUUGGGUUUUUACCUAUAGGUUCUUCAUAUUUUCUUGAUCAUUGUUUUUGCAUUGUUUUUAUGUUAGCCAUCCAAAGUCAUAGCUGCAAGCCAUGUAAGUCAAACGAUACAUUCCUCAAAAUAGACGCACAAGAAACUGCUUAACAAAGAUUGCAUUUGGACAUCAUGAUAAAUAUUAACAUUAACAUUUUAUUACAAAUGUUUUUAUGUUGCUUCAAUCAGUUUUUACUUUAAGAGACUCUAUAGGAAGCACAAGCCUAGAUCACCCUGGGAUUUGAAUUCUAACUCUUCUGGAGCAAGUGCAAGAUGAUAAACUUCUGUUUGAUAAAAUGAAAGUUGGCUUUGGUAAACAAGUUUACAAAUACAAAUCCAGCAUCCAUUUUGGGGACUCAACAAGAUAUUUGAACUGUUAAAUCCCGGGUCCUUUUGAUGCAUUACAUAACAAGGAGUACUAGGGGAUAGAAAACUGGUAUCUUUUCUCCCAUGCUACUUGAAACUUCUAAAUAAAAUGCAAGGAAUUGA